Messenger RNA from Cyclopterus lumpus (lumpfish), 2471 nucleotides. It is a transcript of the gene trim46b, whose product is annotated as tripartite motif containing 46b. The transcript is spliced from 12 exons. Gene Ontology annotation, molecular function: protein binding; zinc ion binding. The coding region runs from base 1 to 2436 and encodes 811 amino acids. The record is from RefSeq and is a predicted model, not a curated record. Lineage: Eukaryota; Metazoa; Chordata; Actinopteri; Perciformes; Cyclopteridae.
AUGAUAAAACCCGGAGGCAGCUAUUCGCUUAAAAUGGCAGAUAUGGAUUUAAAAACAGCCACAUCCACGAUGGAAGCAUUGGUUCGUAUAAGUUCCAACAUGAAGAGCCUGGAGCAUGAGCUGCAUUGCUCCGUGUGUAAGGACAUCGUCAAGCAGCCCGUGGUGCUGCCAUGCCAGCACAGCGUCUGCCUCAUGUGUGCCUCGGAGGUCUUAGUGGCAAGCGGCUACCCGCCUCCAGACCUCCCCCCAGAGCCCAACUCCCCAGCCUCCACGCCCAACACCCGCUCACCCCGCCAGGCCCGGAGGCCGACCCCUAAAGCUGAGCAGCGACCUAUUGACCGCGUGCUGCGGGCAGGUCCCCACCCGCCUUCGCCAUCUAUGCCCCGGUCUCCGGGAUACGGGACGUAUCCAGGGCGGCGCCGUAAGGAGGGCCCGCCCCUGGUGAUGAUGUACCCCUGUAUCCCCUGCGGCCGAGAUGUGGAGCUGGGAGAGAAGGGCCUUGCUGACUGUCUGCGCAACCUCACCUUGGAGCGUAUAGUGGAGAGGUACCGACACACAGUGAGUUUGGGCAGCGUGGCCGUGAUGUGCCAGUUCUGUAAGCCUCCUCAGGCUCUGGAGGCCACCAAGGGCUGCGCUGACUGCAGGACCAAUUUCUGUAAUGAGUGUUUCAAGCUGUAUCACCCGUGGGGGACGCCGAGAGCACAGCAUGAACAUAUCCAGCCCACGCUCAACUUCAGACCAAAGGUUCUGACCUGUCCGGAGCACGACCAGGAGAAACUGCACUUCUACUGUCGGACCUGCCAGCGGCUGCUCUGCCCGCUCUGCAAACUGCGGCGUGUCCACACAGGACACAAGAUCCUGCCCGUGUCCCACGCGUACCAAGCGCUGAAGGAGAAGAUUACGAAGGAGAUGAACUACAUUCUCGCCAACCAGGACACCGUUCUGGGUCAGAUUACCCAGCUGGAGAGUUCCAUCACUCAGACUGAGGUCAACAGUGUGUCCGCCAGAGAGCAGCUGGCACAGAGCAUCAGGGACCUGACGGCCGCUCUGGCCGAGCGCCACGCUACGCACACCCAGGCUCUGGAGAUGGCGCGCAAGAAACGUGGCGAGGCGUUGGCCGCUCAAGUGGCGGAGAGACGGGGCUUAAUGGAACACACAGGACUCAUGGCGUUUACCCAGGAGCUGCUGAAAGAGACAGACCAGCCCUGCUUUGUGCAGGCUGCUCGCCAGACCCACAACAGGUUCAACAAAGCGAUUGAGAACCUCCAGCAUUUCACUCUGGCUGCUGAGCCAUCCUUCAGACACUUCCAGCUGGACGUCUCCAAAGAACUCAAACUCCUGACAGAUUUGAACUUCAUCCAGGCUCCACUAGCUCCAGUGAUUGAUACCCAGCACACCCUGGCCUAUGACCAGCUCUUUCUGUGCUGGCGACUGCCCCAAGACUCAGCGUCUGCCUGGCACUUCUCCGUUGAGUACCGCCGUCGGGGCGUCGUACCAGGAGGAGCGUCUAGGGGCGGCGUCAGAGGAGGAUUGUCCGCCGCCCGCUGGGGCUGGCAACGAUUGGAUGAAGUGAGCGGGACCAGCGCGGUGAUUGACAGGUUGGAGAUGGACAGUGUGUACGUGCUGCGGGUGAGAGGCUGCAACAAGGCCGGCUACGGAGAGUACAGCGAGGAGGUGUACCUGCACACUCCUCCUGCACCAGUGCUCAACUUCUACCUGGACUCUCGCUGGGGUCUCCAUGCCGACCGGCUGGUGGUCAGUAAAGAGCAGCGCUGUGCUCGCAGCGUCCCCGGUCUGUCCCUGCUGCAGGCCGCUGACCACGCCCUCACUUCCUGUCACCUGACCUCGGACCUUCUGGUCGGGGAUGUGGCUAUUACACAGGGAAGGCACUACUGGGCAUGCUCAGUGGAGCCUGGGUCUUACCUCGUGAAGGUGGGCGUUGGUCUGGAAUCUAAGCUGCAGGAGUGGUUUCACCUUCCACAAGACAUGGCCAGCCCCCGCUACGACCCGGACAGUGGUCAUGACAGCGGAGCAGAGGAUGCUCUGGACUCUGCUCCGCCAUUCUGCUUCCUCACGAUGGGGAUGGGUAAGAUCUACCUGCCCCAGCAUAACUACCACCACCACAGUAGCCAUGGGAACGGUAUCCGGGACCCCAUCACCAACGGCACCGGCCCCUCCUCCUCCGCGGGCCUCACCUACCCGCUGCCCCCUCGGCUCGGUGUGUGCCUUGACUUUGAGAAGGGUCGCGUCACCUUCUACGAUGCCCACUCCCUUCGACCUCUGUGGGAAGGUCACGUGGAUUGCUCCGGCCCCGUGUGCCCGGCUUUCUGUUUCAUUGGUGGGGGGGCUCUGCAGCUGCAGGAGCUGGUGGCCAAUCGCAAUGCAGACCAGACUCCGGUCAGAAGGGUAACCAUCCAAACCCGUGUCUCUAAUUGAAAGAACAACUGACGGCUGAUCUGAGGUCUUGUGGU